Messenger RNA from Phytophthora nicotianae INRA-310, 501 nucleotides. RefSeq lists its product as hypothetical. The coding region runs from base 92 to 379 and encodes 95 amino acids. The record is from RefSeq and is a predicted model, not a curated record. Lineage: Eukaryota; Oomycota; Peronosporomycetes; Peronosporales; Peronosporaceae. The transcript has 2 exons.
UUGAUCAAAACGGAUAUUACAUGGAUGAUAUUUAGACCUGAUUUAACGCGACGCUUCACACACAGAUCCUAUUCAACAAAAUCAAACCGAAAUGGAGGCGAAGAGAGCUGCUGCGGUCUCCGAGUCGGAGCUGAACAAGGCGAGUAAGGAGCUGCACGCGACAAAAGGCGCUCGAGAGCACUCGGAUUCUCUCGAGUACGAUCCGCAGGUGGCUGAAAAGCUCAAGGCGCUCUACGAAAAACACGACGGCGACGUCAAAGCCAUCUUCGAGGAACUGGACGAGAGUCCACGGAAAGCCCUGAAGCAUCCACCAACAUCGGCUACCGAGUUCGGCAAGAAAUACGCCCAGGGUUUCUACACGAUGGCUGAGGCCAAGUGAUUAAGCCAGAAAGCUCAUCAAAAGAGCAAGAUUAAUCAACCAAAAGGAGAAUUUCACUUGUAAAGCUCUUUAUGAGUUUAAAUAAACAUUCCUUGUGCCUAUCCGAGAGUUAUGGCAGUGUC